AUGGCUGCCGUCAAGCCAGAACCGCCGGCGUCUGCGCCCGCGCCCGCGCCCGCGCCUACGCCGGGCAACCCCAACCUCGACGUGCUGCAGGGCAUGCUGACCCUGGUCCUCCUGACCGCCGGCCGCUUCAUCAAGGAGCACCAGGCCGGCGGCGGCACCGGCCGCAUGAAGCAGGGCCUGCAGCGCGCCGUGCCCGUCGCCAGCGAGCGCUUCCACGACGCCCUCGACGAGCUGGAGAACGACGUGCGCCUGUCCCAGGCCGUGCUGCGCCGCGACCUCGCCCUGCUGAAGCAGCACCGCCGCGAGCGCGAGGCCGCCGCGAAGCAGCACGAGGCCGAGCGCGCGCGCCUGGCCGCCGAGUCGCGUCUGGCCGUGGCCGUCCCCGCGAACCCCGCCGCCCCCGUCAAGCCUGAGAGCACCGAGCCCGCCGCACCGCCUGCGCCCGCGCCCCCGGUCGAGCAGCUCGCCCGCGCCGCCACGCCCGAGCCCGCAGCCACCGUCGACGAGCCGCCAGCGCCGCCGCCUGCAGCAGACCCCGCCGAGGCGCCGCCCGCAGACCCCCUGUUCGACGGCACGCCGACCGACUCGAACCACCAGGAGCAGGAGUUCGACUUCGACUUCGAGUUUGGCGACGCAAUGGCCGCAGCUGGCAACGGCAACAGCAACAACGCCGACGACAUGAUGGACAUGUCAGGCGACAUUGACUUCACCAUGGACGAGGGCCCCUCGCUGCUGCGCGGGCUGGAGGACUUUGCGAACGCCAAGAGCAACGACGGCGACAAUGCCGCAGGUGCAAACGCGGACCUCGACUUCACCAUGUCCGACCUGCCAGACUUGACCACCGACGCGAAGCCUGCGGCAGAGCUGCCCAAGCCUGCUGAACCUGCCCAACCUGCGAAGCCAGACCCUAAGCCAGUAGACGACACAAAAGACACCAAGCCUGUCCAGGAGGUGGCAGACACCAAGCCCACUGUCGACAGCAACGACACGUCCAACGACGAGCCUAUGGAGACCAUGACCACGGACAACCUGGACGAUCUUUUCAAUCUCGACGACUACGACAAUCCCGAAGGCGGCGACUCCGCCUUCAACGACGCCUUCUUCAACUUUGACUAG
Molecule: messenger RNA, 1116 nt
Organism: Boeremia exigua
Lineage: Eukaryota; Fungi; Ascomycota; Dothideomycetes; Pleosporales; Didymellaceae
Exons: 2
Coding region: 1-1116 (371 amino acids)
Source: RefSeq, a predicted model, not a curated record